Molecule: messenger RNA, 6161 nt
Organism: Leptidea sinapis
Lineage: Eukaryota; Metazoa; Arthropoda; Insecta; Lepidoptera; Pieridae
Gene: Arp1
Product: alpha-centractin
Exons: 9
Coding region: 145-1275 (376 amino acids)
Source: RefSeq, a predicted model, not a curated record
AUUUGUGGAGUAAAAUGUCAUUCGUUGAAUAAUAUAGAGAGUUUCCGAAUUUUCAAGUUUCGGUAAAAUAUUAGGCUUUUAUCUAAAGACUAAAGAAAUCUAUUUACAUUUUUUACAAUUAAUUAAUUGUAGUCCCAAAUAAUAAUGGAACUAAAUGAUGUCAUAGUAAAUCAACCAGUCGUGAUCGACAACGGUUCUGGUGUCAUUAAAGCAGGAUUUGCCGGAGAUCAAAUACCAAAAUGCAGAUUUCCAAAUUACAUUGGGCGUCCAAAACAUGUGAGAGUCAUGGCUGGGGCUCUGGAAGGAGAACUAUUUGUGGGGCCAAGAGCAGAGGAACACAGAGGCCUCUUAAGCAUCAAGUAUCCCAUGGAACAUGGAAUUGUUACAGAUUGGAAUGACAUGGAGCGAGUUUGGAAUUUUAUUUAUAGCAAGGACCAGCUAUCAACAUUCGCAGAGGAACACCCAGUGCUGCUGACAGAGGCUCCACUGAAUCCCCGGCGUAAUAGAGAGAAGUCUGCGGAAGUAUUCUUUGAAACAUUCAAUGUUCCUGCACUGUUCCUGUCAAUGCAGGCUGUUCUUAGCUUGUACGCCACUGGUCGCACAACAGGAGUUGUUUUGGACUCUGGUGAUGGAGUUACUCACUCGGUUCCCAUCUACGAGGGUUUCGCGAUGCCACACAGCAUCAUGAGGGUGGACGUGGCAGGGAGGGACGUUACCAGAUAUCUGAGACUGCUCCUACGCAAAGAAGGCGUAAAUCUGCGGACAUCCGCUGAGCUGGAGAUCGUAAAGUCUAUCAAAGAGCGGGCGUGCUACCUCUCUCCCAACCCGCUCAAGGAGGAGACCCUGGACUCCGAACGAGCUCAGUACACCUUGCCUGAUGGCACACAGCUUGAGAUUGGACCAGCCCGUUUCCGCGCUCCUGAAGUAUUGUUCAGACCUGACCUAAUCGGUGAAGAAUGUGAAGGGCUCCACGAGGUAUUGAUGUUCGCGAUACAGAAGUCUGAUAUGGAUUUACGGAAAGUGUUGUACCAGAAUAUAGUGCUGAGCGGAGGUUCCACUCUGUUCCGAGGCUUUGGCGACAGACUGCUGGCUGAGAUCAGAAGACUCGCGCCUAAGGAUAUGAAAAUAAGGAUAUCGGCGCCGCAGGAGCGGCUGUACUCGACGUGGAUCGGCGGUUCGAUUCUGGCGUCACUCGACACCUUCCGCAAGAUGUGGGUAUCGAAGCGAGAGUACGACGAAGAGGGUCAUCGCGCAGUCCACAGAAAGACAUUCUAGAAAUACUGCCUGUAGCAAAACUACGGUAUAUUUAUAGAAAUUUCAUGGAACUCAUAUAGCUUUUAAUUAACAUGAACAAGACGGGCUAUGUAGAAUAGGUUUUUCUACUGGGCUUUACAAAAAUCCUGCUUUAAACUAUGGCAUAAUAAUAAAUAUGCAUAUAGGAAACCUGCGGAUGUAUUAAUGAAAUUGUGAAUUGAAGAAACUUUGUCAAUGAUAUACCUAUUUUUUUCCCGAGGUAUUUUUUUAAAUAGAAGGGGUGAAGCUUAGAACAAUUAUACGUCUAGAUAAACGGUUGCAGCUUGAAAUCGUCGAAAAAUAAUUGAGGUGAACUGUUAACCUCUAUUUUGAGCAAUUUGUGCAUUUCUCAAAAUUGCACUAACACAAAGUGACAUACAAAUCGCGAGUGUCUUACACUGUAUGUAAAGGGUGGAGCUUGUCACGCACACUAAAGUAAUAAACCUGGCCUGUUUUCAUCAGUUGUCAUGCAGCAAGAGACAUAUAAAUUUUCUAAGGUUAUCUUCACCAUCUCCUUCAAUACAGAUAUAAAUAAGUUUAAUAAUGUUACUAUAACACAAGUUAUAUUUCUAUGAUUUUGCGAUAAUUAUGAAAGUAAGGUUCGGUCUCAGUGUAAGCGUUUUUAAAAUGCGACGUUUUUUAUCGAGUGAAGUUGAAUUUUAAACGCUGGAUGGGAAACAUUGAGUGUAAUGUCAACGUGGUUUUUAACGCCACGUACCGCUGCAUUCAUAUAUCAGCGCUUUUCAGACGCGACUUUUUUUUAUUCAGUGGAGUUCAAUAUAAACCGCUGGGCGGUAACUUUGGGUUGGGUAAAAAAUAAAAAUACCUUUAGGCAUUUUUUUUAUUUUCACGCAAUAAGUACAUAUUUCUGGCUUGUAAAUAUUCUGAGGUGAUCACUUACCAUCAAGUGGCGCGAUAUUUUCUCAAAAUAAUAUUUAACUAUAGUUUAUGAAAUUUCUAUGGAUAAUGUUCUUAAUUAAGUUUAAUUUAUGCAGCUCUCGUUUUCUUACGAUAUUGAUAUGACCGACGCCAGUGCUGACCGUCGGUCGGGCACUAAAUGCAACCUCAAUAAUAGUAGGCAGUGAAAUUGCCGCCAAAAGUCCAAUUGUAUGACGUAAGACUCGUGAAGUAACAUGGCUGUCUUGUCACAUGAUGACACAUGACACCCGCUGUCAUAACGAUACAAAGAGAAUAAUAAAGGCACGCUACCAUAGAUGCGCAACUGUUUUGGAAUCGUGUAAAUACUGUAUCAAUGUCGUAUGAAUGUAUAUUAAGUUAGUUAAGCGCUUAAAGACAUUUAAUAAUAUGCUUAAUGAGAUAUAAGCGAAGAAUCGAAUCAUUAUAUAGGAGUUCGAAUAGAGUGAAAGGAAGCAUGUACAAAUUGGAAACUCUUUUUGUAAUAUUAAUAUUAUUCAAACAAUUAUUAAUACUAGGUUUGUACUUUGCAAUAUUAACAAGAAAUUACUUAUUUUACAAAAAAAAACAAAACAAUCCGUGUAAAUUCCGCUAAUCUUUUCUUUCAAUCAAUCAAUCGACACGUGUUUCGCCUCUACACCAGGCAUCCUCAGGAGAUGUUGACUCGCCAAAUUCUGGCACGACACCGUCUCGUGUCGAAUUAAAUAAAAGAAUUUAUAUCUUAGCGGAACUUACACUCAAGGAAACACAAAAUUUAAGAUUAUUAUGGAUCUCUUUUUUGCUGAUGUACUUUCAUUGGUUUUUACUUUGGUCGUAAGCGUGCGCCUCAAAUAUGGCGGUCGGUUGCCAGCAGCUGAAACGCCAUCAUCAACCCUGCAGUUUUUUUUUAAAUUUUAUUGCUAUGAGUGAGAGUGGGUCACACUACGCGGCCAGUGGGCUAGACACCAGAUAAGAUUUUCUAUUAUGUCGUUACACGAAAUAUUUCCGAAGACACCUUUAUUUCAGCAAUUAAUUAAGAUUUACGCACAUUAUUGCAUUUUUGUCAAUAUACUUUUCAUGUCAUGGUGGCCGCUUUAGAUCAUUUAAACGUCUAGAUAGACUGUGACAGCUGUCAAAAUGUCGAAAUAAUUGACAAAGACAGUUGACGUCUGUUUUGUGCAAUGGACGCACACUAACGUAAAGUGACAUACAUAACGCGAGUAUUAGACGUAGCUUCUCACGCACACUAAAAUUAAUAAGCCUGGCCUGUUUUCAUCAGUUGUCUAGCAGCAAGAGGCACUAUCUAGAUUCUAGACGUAUAAAUUAUCUUACUUAUCGGCACAGAAAACGCGUGGUAUAUCAGCCGUGACGUCAUUCCAACAUGGCCGUCGCCGUGUUUUGUACUUUUGUUAUCUUGUUAAUUUCAAUGUUUAUAUCAAAGGCUUUUAGAAUCCUUUCUUCUUAUAUAUUUUUAAACCAUUUAUUAUUUAAUUUUUUAACGCUGUCGUCGUGUCCAGUUACGGUUAAGAAUCUUCUAGAACAAAAUAACUUAUGGUUUAGCUAUGUUUAAUUGUUUAUUGUAUUAACUCCUGAACAAUUUCUUAUUUUAUAAAUUUUUAACCAAAUUUUAUGAGCGAUGCAGGACUCGAACCCGCGACAUCUCGGCUUUCGUCCGAGCGCUCUACCAACUGAGCCAAGCGUUCGAGUAAAUUCGGUCCUAAAUCUUGGUAUGUCUUGUUCAUCUCUCAGGUUGUGGCUCCAUCUACAGGAUCUACUUUACAGUUGAUAACCUGCUCAACCACAAUAAUUGCAUAUUAUGAAAUUGACUUGAGAUUUCGCUCUUUCAAAUCUAAACAAUAAAGAGAUAAUAAAUAACAUCGGCACUUACGAUCCGUCGGACGGAACCCGAGAGGUCGUGGGUUCGAGUCCCGCAUCGUUCAUAAAUUUUGCUUACAAAUUUACUUUGAAGUAUUAAUUCCUGUUAGUAAUAAAUAAUUUUCAAAUUGGAUUUGUACCAAAAUUUACCCGAGACCGCGCCUCUAGGGAUACGCCUCACGCACUCUUACCAACUAAACUAUCCGUCGGACUGACCACAGUUAGCCCACGUACUGCACUAGUAAAGUAGAGCUCGUGAGAAGAACAUGCAAGAAACUCAACGGCUGCUCUUUUGAAUCAAAUAGAGUAUUUUAUAAUUGCUGUAUUUGUAAAACAAAUUAGUUUGUAAGGUACUGCGUCCAAUAUAUGAAUCAUGUCUAAAUAAUAUCAAAUAUUUCAUAAAAGGUAAAAAAGAAUAAACUGUAUAAAUUAAAUUCUCGUAUCGGAUCAACCUUUAGAGCUCUAAUUGUUCAGUUGUGUAUGGAUGCUUCGUGAACAUGGUGGUCGUGAUUACGGUCAUAAUUAAUAAUCGCAUAUAUUCAAAUUCAAAUAUUUUUAUUCAAAAUAGGAUUUAAAAUCACUUAUUGAACGUCAAAAUCUACCACCCAUUCAAAAGAGACUGCCUCAGACCUGAGAAGAAUGGGCGCAAUACAAUAAACAAUUAUAAUUAAGAAAAUCGUUUAUGCUAUAAUAACCUUUCCCACACAAACGUUUUUUAACAAUUCUUUUAAAUUUCGUAACACAUUUGUUUUGUACAUUUUCUGGGAUGAUAUUGUAGAAGCAUAUACAUCGCCCAACAAAAGACUUACUAACUAGACCGAACCGAGUAGUAGGCAUAACAAGUUUAUGUUUGUUCAUAUAAGUAAAUACAAUGAUGUUAUUGACAGGUCGAUUAGGCACCAAAAGCAGCACUCGUUUACAAGUCGACGCAUGGACCAGCCAUCGUUCGCGUCGCAGAUAUUUGAGGAAAUAUUACUAUUAUGUGGUGCUUAAUUCCAUCUUAAGUUUCGCAGACCAUUGGCUUAAAUUAUACUGUUGAUCAGGACUUAAGGAUUCUAAAUCUAACGCCAUUUUUAUAACAAUUUAUCUCGUAGGCAAUAAGAUUUACCUUAGUUACGAAAUCCGGUGCGUUGUCAUACAAUACGCUGAAUUCUAAACUGCCUUUUAGUAUCGCUAACCGCUCAAGAAAGGUUUCUAUUCAAAGUGAAAUCACUUAUUGAAAGUCAAAAAAAACUACCACCCAUUCCAAAAUGAAUGCCUCAGGCCUGAGAAGAAUGGGCGCAACAAACUCAGCGGGCUUUUUUUUUCAUCACAAAUAUGUUUUAUAAUUAAAGUAACAUAAUACAAUUAAACUUAUUAUUUAAUAGCCUGAUAGUCGCUCCAUUCCCAAUCUGUGGUAUCAUUAAGAAACUCAUGUAAGCUGAUUCUAGAUAUUAAUUUAGAAUGAGCCUUAAUAAACAUAUAUAAACAAAGUUGACGUCAUUCGCAACUAAAAGUACAGCUAACAUAAAAAUCUAACGAUUUAAUACAGACAUAUAAAACCUACGUAGCUAGUUAGCUGUAUGAAUACCUAUGUGAGAUGCGAAAGUAAUAAUAAUUUUAUAUUCACUUUGAAACCUCUGAACCAAUUUUGACGAAGGUAUAUCUCUUGCCAAACUUUUAGUUCGUUCCGAUGAUGCUGCGAACUAGCUCAGUAACAUAAUUAGGUCUCGAAGGGGCAAAUGCAGAAUAUAUCUGCGUUAAGAGGUGGUAACUUAAGAGCUAACUAGAAAUUUGGCGAGGUAUAUAUACAGUAAAAAGGAAAAAUUCAAUGCUAAACUUAUCCGAUAGUGUUGCUGACGGUACAAAUUGUAUCAAGGUCUCGGCUGACGUCAUCAAGAUGGCGGCUACGCGCAUUAGCAAUUUGUGGGAAUUAUCAUUUUAGAUAGUUGAGCGUACAUGGUACCUAAUUAAAAUACUGCGAAUAAGAAUCAUGAUUUUACUGAAUCCCGCAUUUAACGUUGUAAGUUUUGUACGCUUCGAGUCAUUAGAUCUAAGAGCGAACUCAAAGUAUUCUAUGUAAGAGAUUUUUUAUUCCAAUUAAAUUAUUUUUUUCCUUA